This is a messenger RNA of Cucumis sativus (cucumber), 1220 nucleotides long. RefSeq lists its product as uncharacterized. The coding region runs from base 290 to 850 and encodes 186 amino acids. Lineage: Eukaryota; Viridiplantae; Streptophyta; Magnoliopsida; Cucurbitales; Cucurbitaceae. The record is from RefSeq and is a predicted model, not a curated record. The transcript has 4 exons.
UAAUUUUAAUUUCGUGCCAUUCGUUAUCCUCAGUAUUAUCUCCCUCCAAAACCGACCGCUCGAUCCAGCCCUCUCUCCCAUCUCCGCCGGUAGUUUAACUGAGGCCGGAAAAGCCCUACGCUCGCAGGGGCUUCUCACCUCACUCAUCUCUCCACAGCAAAGUUCAUCCCGUACCAGUGUUUAGCGGUGAUGUUAUACGUAAGUGUUUCAUGUGGAGUGAAUUUUCAUUACCAAACUCUGUUUUUACAGAAAAAGAAGAUUGAAGGGGUUUAAAGAAUAAUUGGGAGUGAUGUCUGCAACGCUGUUGUCUUAUUGCAAUCCAAGUCUAGUUUGUAAUUACGGGAGGAUGGAUUUGAAACGCAUGGCUCUCGGACAUUUACGGUCUUUUGGAAGGAGAAACAAUGGCUAUCGCAAGCUUACAGUCUUUGCUGUUACUGAAGGUUCUGCAAAAUCAAGCGAGUCUGAAGAAACAAUUCCUUCUUGGGCCAAAUUGGAUUCAGAGGAGCCUCCACCUUGGGCAAAGGAAGAAGGCAAGGAAAUUGGAACCCAACAGGGAUUUCAGGUCCCUUUCUAUGUUUACUUGCUUGCCUCAUCUAUCACUGCAAUUGCUGCUAUAGGUUCCGUAUUUGAGUACGUGAACCAGAAGCCUGUCUUUGGAAUUAUAAAUUCAGACAGCAUAUUGUAUGCUCCAUUGCUUGGGUUUUUCGCACUUACUGGCAUUCCCACUGCUACUGGUUUCCUUGAGAUGGAUGAAAUUAAGAAGCAAAGCAAUGGAGCACAAGACCAAAACAAAAGAGCAAGCAAAAAAUUGCAAAAGGGACAAUUUUAUAAAAUAUCUGGUAAUAGUUGAUUCGUUGAGAUGGACCGGGACCUACCUCCUUCCAGAAUCCCUCCUACACCUUUAGAAAUCUUCUUCUUUCUCUUUAGGCAAAUGUUCGAAGCGUUAGCCAAGAAAAGUAGCUUCUCAUACUCAUGAGUAUCUCCUUCAUUCAUGGUAUGAGGAGAAAUCUUACUUUGAAGCCAUCCCCACUCCUAAAGUUUGAACUAUAAAUUUCCAGAUCUUAAAGAGAAAGUGAUCCAAUUGAUUUGAUGGAUGUGUUUCUAGUUGGGAUAUGGGGAUGCAUGUUUAUUGACUGAAUGAAACUAAUCUGAUCGAAUAUUUGGACUUUUUUUUGGGGUUAAUAUUAAUAUUUAUCUUAUUCUAUGUGAUUAAAAAAAAA